UUGUUAGUUUGAUUUGUAAAAAAAAAAAAAACAGCAAGCAAGGCGCUUGCGCCCGGCUAAGCCUUUUCUCAUGCGUCCUCCUCCUUCUCCUCCAAAAUAGGAAUAGAAAGGAAGAACGUGGAACUCAAACUCUACUCAUAAUAGUAGGUGGAACUGGAACCUGGAGGAGCUGGAGAAUCAGCCAAUAACAAUCCAGACUCGGGGCAAACGCACUCCUUGGUUUCCUCCGAUUGGCUUAUAGGAAGAUGGGCAGGGAACGCGCCAAACCUAACGGUAGAAUUUCGGUCCCGCCAAGAAAAGCCCGCUUCGCUCUUCUACCUCGCAAUGCCGGCCGAGCUGAACGUGCAGGAGACCCCCGCGUUCCCCCAGGAAAAGCCCCUCGCCGCCUCCCGCUCUUCCCCAUGCCAAGGAGAGAUCCAGUAUCUCCAGCAGGUCGAGCAGAUCCUGCGCUUCGGACACAAAAAAGAAGAUCGGACCGGGACAGGGACGUUGUCCAUCUUCGGGAUGCAGGCGCGGUACAAUCUCCGAGAUGAUUUUCCAUUGUUAACAACUAAAAGAGUAUUCUGGAAAGGAGUACUGGAAGAACUACUUUGGUUUAUCAAGGGUUCUACGAAUGCAAAAGAGCUUUCUGCUAAGGGAGUUAAGAUUUGGGAUGCCAAUGGUUCUCGGCAAUUCUUGGACAAACAAGGAUUUUUUUCUAGAGAGGAAGGAGACCUAGGUCCUGUUUAUGGCUUCCAGUGGCGACAUUUUGGAGCUGAGUACAAAGAUAUGAAUACAGAUUAUACAGGACAAGGAGUAGACCAACUACAGCAAGUAAUUGAUACAAUCAGAAACAAUCCAGAUGACAGAAGAAUUAUAAUGUGUGCCUGGAAUCCUAAAGAUCUCUCUGCAAUGGCUUUACCUCCAUGCCAUGCUCUCUGCCAGUUUUACAUUUUAAAUGGUGAACUCUCUUGUCAGUUGUAUCAGCGUUCUGGAGACAUGGGACUGGGAGUUCCUUUCAACAUAGCUAGUUACUCACUUCUUACUACAAUGAUUGCUCAUGUUACAGGCCUGAAGCCUGGUGAAUUCAUACAUACAUUAGGGGAUGCUCAUAUAUAUUUAAACCAUAUUGAACCCUUGAAAAUACAGCUUCAGAGGCAACCGAGACCUUUUCCUAAACUCAAAAUUCUUCGCAAAGUGGAAAACAUCAAUGACUUCAGAGCAGAUGAUUUUGAGAUAGAAGACUAUCAUCCACACCCAGCCAUUAAAAUGGAAAUGGCUGUCUAA
This is a messenger RNA of Ahaetulla prasina, 1266 nucleotides long. RefSeq names its product thymidylate synthetase (gene TYMS). The transcript has 7 exons. Gene Ontology annotation, biological process: dTMP biosynthetic process. Gene Ontology annotation, cellular component: mitochondrion; cytosol. The record is from RefSeq and is a predicted model, not a curated record. Bases 325 to 1266 code for a protein of 313 amino acids. Gene Ontology annotation, molecular function: thymidylate synthase activity. NCBI's taxonomy places the organism in Eukaryota, Metazoa, Chordata, Lepidosauria, Squamata, Colubridae.